Molecule: messenger RNA, 4071 nt
Organism: Esox lucius (northern pike)
Lineage: Eukaryota; Metazoa; Chordata; Actinopteri; Esociformes; Esocidae
Gene: abcg1
Product: ATP-binding cassette, sub-family G (WHITE), member 1
Exons: 15
Coding region: 340-2355 (671 amino acids)
Biological process (GO): cholesterol homeostasis
Cellular component (GO): plasma membrane
Molecular function (GO): ATP hydrolysis activity; ABC-type sterol transporter activity; ATP binding
Source: RefSeq, a predicted model, not a curated record
CAAAUUAAGGAGCCUAAUGAACGACUCAUUUCACUCGGUUCCCAACGUUGACCGAAAAGAGCCGGUCAUUCGCGAACGACCCGAUCAUUAGGCUACUUCAGACGCGGUGUGUUCUGGCAGGAAUGUCACGUUCUAAACAUCAUUGCCAGUUGUGGUCUUUUAAAAAAUAAUACAAUUUUGACCUGGGUGCGGGGCAGGUACGACACGCGGGAGAGGACAGACCUAGGAAGAGUAAACACAUUUCCUAGCAAGCGCGCACAGAAAGCUGAGCGGAGCAGAUGUGUGAAGGUUGUUAGAUUGGACAUUUUUGAUUUUUUUAAAACAUUUUUUGGAAAGGGAAUGGCAUGUCUUAUGGCAGCAUUUUCUGUUAAUAACGCAAUUGUCACCAACUCCAUCAUAAUGAACACCAAUGGUCCUCCUGAUCUGAUGCUGGACCCCAGGGUAGUGUGUGUAUCUAUCAAUGAGGUGGGAUCCAGUAAUGUAAGCAGUCAACAGACUCCUUUGUUACAUGGGCAUCUCAAGAAAGUGGAGAACAGUCUCACUGAAGCUCAGCGCUUUUCCUACCUGCCACGUCGACCAGCAGUUAACAUUGAAUUCAAAGAUGUCUGCUAUUCAGUUCCAGAGGGACCAUGGUGGAGAAAGAAAGGUUACAAGACCCUUCUGAAAGGAAUCUCUGGGAACUUCACCAGCGGGGGCUUGGUGGCUAUCAUGGGUCCCUCAGGAGCUGGGAAGUCUACGCUGAUGAAUAUUCUGGCUGGCUACAGGGAGACGGGAAUGAAGGGGAAGAUCCUAAUCAACGGCCAACCUCGUGACCUGCGGUCCUUCAGGAAGGUGUCGUGCUACAUCAUGCAGGACGACAUGCUCCUGCCCCACUUCACAGUUCAGGAGGCCAUGAUGGUGUCUGCAAAUCUGAAACUACAGGAAAAGGAUGAAGGCAAGAGAGAGAUGGUUAGGGAGAUCCUGAUGGCCCUUGGACUACUUGAGUGUGCAAAAACCCAGACGUCACGUCUUUCAGGGGGGCAGAGGAAAAGGCUUGCCAUUGCCCUGGAGCUUGUCAACAACCCUCCGGUGAUGUUCUUCGAUGAGCCAACCAGUGGCCUGGACAGUUCCUCGUGCUUCCAGGUGGUGUCUCUGCUGAAGGCUCUGGCCCAGGGGGGACGCACUGUCAUCUGUACCAUCCACCAGCCCAGCGCCAAACUCUUUGAGCUCUUCAACAAGCUGUAUGUCCUUAGUCAGGGCCAGUGUAUCUACAGAGGUGAAGUGCCUAACCUGGUCCCUUACCUCAGAGAGCUGGGCCUCAACUGCCCAACGUACCACAAUCCUGCCGACUUUGUGAUGGAGGUGGCAUCUGGAGAGUACGGAGAUCAGACAGCUCUUCUUGUGAAGGCAGUGGAGGAGAGGAAAUGUGAGAAGGACUACAAGACAGACUUGGAUGGACCACUUAACCCCUUCCUGUGGCACAAAUCUUCAGACGAGGACUCCUCCUCUGGUGAGGGCUGCCACAGUUUUUCGGCCAGUUGUCUCACUCAAUUCUGCAUCUUGUUCAAAAGGACGUUUCAAAGCAUCCUUAGAGAUACGGUGUUGACUCAUUUAAGAAUCACCUCUCAUAUCGGCAUUGGGAUUCUGAUUGGCCUGCUCUACCUGGGCAUCGGCAACGACGCCAAGAAAGUCCUCAGCAACUCUGGCUUCCUCUUCUUUUCUAUGUUGUUCCUGAUGUUUGCUGCUCUCAUGCCCACUGUGCUAACCUUCCCCUUGGAGAUGGGAGUGUUCCUAAGGGAGCACUUGAACUACUGGUACAGUCUGAAGGCUUACUAUCUGGCCAAGACCAUGGCGGACCUCCCCUUCCAGAUAGUGUUUCCAGUUGUCUACUGCAGCAUCGUCUACUGGAUGACAUCCCAGCCACCUGACGCCGUACGUUUCAUCCUGUUCCUUGCGCUGGGAGUCCUCACCUCUCUCGUGGCCCAGUCUCUAGGACUGCUAAUAGGAGCCGCCUCCACCUCACUACAGGUUGCUACAUUCGUCGGUCCGGUGACGGCCAUCCCUGUUCUGCUUUUCUCUGGCUUCUUCGUCAGUUUUGACACAAUUCCAUGGUAUCUUCAGUGGAUGUCGUACAUCUCAUAUGUCAGGUAUGGCUUUGAAGGUGUUAUCCUCUCCAUCUACGGGCUGGACCGGGAGGACCUCCACUGUGACAAGGAUGAAACAUGCCACUUCCAGAAAUCUGUGGCCAUCUUGAAAGAGCUAGACGUGGAAGACGCUAAACUGUACCUUGACUUCAUUGUGCUUGGCGUCUUCUUUGUGACCUUUCGAAUCCUUGCGUACUUUGUGCUGCGCUACAAGAUCAGUGCAGAAAGGUAGGCUGGGGAGAGGGGGUAGGAUGAAGAAGGCCCAGAUCCCAGGAAAGGCUCCUUCAAGCUGGGAUGCAGCUUCUUGAGACACCCCGUUUCUCCUCUGGACAGUUGCCCUGAACCACGCCAUGUAAAACAGACCGUCCGGGGAAGGUACUGAAUACACAUGCCAGUUGUGUGAAGGUGUGCAUGCUGUAUGCAUCUACUGUGCCUACACAAAGAUGGCAAAGCAGGGUUCAGUGUCUCAGACCAUUGCAGAUUCCAAGAUUACAGAAACUUUCUAGUUUAAAAACCCAAGUCUAUUGGGUUGUUGAAGGCAAGAAGCAAGAAUGUAGAUGUAAUUGCCUUGUGCAGUAUUGCAGUACAUGCAAGAGUUUGGUGUUGAUAGUCUCUUGACUAGUCUGUAGUAUUCAAACUGGUGGAAUAGCUUACUAGAAGGACAAAGGAAAAGUCACACUUAAACAGGAGCUGGUCUCCAGUGAGUGUAUAUUAUAUAGAACUGCCAGAUCAAACAUAGCUAAUCCAGGAUCAUCUUUAAACAAAAGGAGAUCUACAGUAUAGCUUGUUGCUAUGUUAUAUCAAAUAAAUCGCAUAUUUUAAUCAUAUGACAGACUUUACAGUACUGGGAUAUAGUUAAUCAUAUUUGAGACUGGCAUUGCUUACUCUGGGAGGGGUUUCCAGAAAGAAUUGAUUCACUUUACAAGCCAGCCGGUCUUUCGGCAAGGCCAUGAAAUCUUCUGUGUUGUAACCAACAAAUUCAUCAAACCAAGCACGGUCGUGGCAUGGGCGAGGAAAAUCUUCUGUGCUUGAAGAAUCAAAUGAAUCAGCACUGUCCCACUACUGAUACGUGUAUGCAUAUGGGUUUUUGAGAAAAAUGAAGCAUCCCGGAUCAGGGGCCUGUGCUUGGGAUUACAGGGCUUGGAUAGUUCCAGGAAAACGGGGCAUAUUACCUCUGAUGUGGCCGUAGCAGGCUUAGUAUUUAAGUAUCUCAAGUCUGAGGCAUCAAGCAAAACUAUGUGGUUUUAAUGGAAAAUAUAAUGCAGUUUUAUAUAUUAGUCACAUUCAGUCAUGUAAAAGGAAUUGAGAAAUAUUGAGAAAUACCUAGAAUUGAGACAUGGCUUACACUGGUUAACCCUCUGUCACACGGUCAAAUCAUUACAACAAACAUAUGACAUUCUGAGCUUGGGUUUGUAUAUUCUGUCAACCAUACCAAAGGGAUAUAAUACUGCCAGCUUUCUAUAAGCUAUGACGUGACCUCCUGGGAGCUUGUCCAUACGCAGGUUUUUAUUUGUUAGCCAAAGCGGGAGGAGCAUGCCAUGUUACACACUGCCCACAUUACAGUAUGUAAACCUCAAGUGUAUUGGAAUAUAAAGCAGUGUGAAUGCAUUAAAGGGAUAGUUCACCCAAAUUGCAAAAAGUACACAUUGGUUUUUUUACCCAGUAAUCUAUGUAUGGACAAGACCCCAAUCCAUGCUUUGGUUUUGUUUAUCCGGUAUCGGUCUCCAAAUGCUGACUUCUGACUAUUCAUGGCUUAAAUCCAAUGUGCUAUAUAGGUGAACUAUGCCUUUAAGAUAUGAAUUAAGCAUAAAAAUGGAUGUACAAAUUGCAUAAUGACAGCAGGACUGCUUGAAAGUAAUUAAUCAGCUCCAUUUAUCCUGUGGUUUACUUAUAUGGCUGUAAUAAUUAUUGUGUAUAUAUUUUUUUUAUUAAACAUGAGACUGUUUUA